Messenger RNA from Asparagus officinalis (garden asparagus), 2340 nucleotides. RefSeq names its product serine/threonine protein phosphatase 2A 55 kDa regulatory subunit B beta isoform-like. NCBI's taxonomy places the organism in Eukaryota, Viridiplantae, Streptophyta, Magnoliopsida, Asparagales, Asparagaceae. Gene Ontology annotation, cellular component: protein phosphatase type 2A complex; cytosol. The record is from RefSeq and is a predicted model, not a curated record. Gene Ontology annotation, molecular function: protein binding; protein phosphatase regulator activity. The coding region runs from base 278 to 1789 and encodes 503 amino acids. The transcript has 14 exons. Gene Ontology annotation, biological process: peptidyl-serine dephosphorylation.
AAAAAAGGAAGAAAAGGAAAAUAAAAAGAUCCCCAAAAGAAGACACAGACCUCUCUCCCCCGCUAGGGCGAAUACUCCCAUCCCCAAUCGAAGCAACAAACAAAGCCCCCCCCCUCUCUCAAUCAUUUACCUCAAUCUCAUUCUCUCUUAUCCUCGGACUCUUUCGAUCGAUGGCCGAUUCAUCGCCUACCAAAUCAGACCUCUGAUCUCCCGCCACCUAUCCCCUCCGAUCUCGCCGGAAAACUCCAUUUAAAGAUGAACGGAAAGGCAGCGGAGGAUGGAGCCGCCGCCGCCGUCGCCGGCGCUGGAGUGGAAAUUCUCGCAGGUCUUCGGCGAGAGGACGGCCGGCGAGGAGGUUCAAGAAGUUGACAUUAUUUCAGCUAUAGAAUUUGACAAAUCUGGAGAUCAUCUUGCUACUGGAGAUAGAGGAGGACGUGUAGUUUUAUUUGAAAGGACAGAUGUUAAGGAUCAUGGUUCUCGAAGGGAACAAGAAAAGUCAGAUUAUCCAAUCAGGCAUCCAGAAUUCCGUUAUAAAACAGAAUUCCAAAGCCAUGAACCUGAGUUCGAUUACCUUAAAAGUUUGGAAAUAGAAGAGAAGAUAAAUAAGAUCCGUUGGUGCCAGACAGCAAAUGGUGCACUCUUUCUCCUCUCCACAAAUGACAAAACAAUCAAAUACUGGAAGGUGCAAGAGAAGAAAGUGAAGAGAGUUUCUGAGGUGAAUGUGGACCCUUCACAAGGAAAUGGCAGCAUGGGUAGCCCUAGCACAUCUAAUUCUAGAGGACAUCUUCCAAAUGGUGGAUGUUUGGAAAGGCCAUCCGGUUAUUUGAGCAAUGACUUCUCAUUUCCUCCUGGAGGAUUUCCAUCUUUGCGGUUACCUGUGGUAGUAGCCAGCCAGGAGACAAGCCUUGCUGCUAGAUGUCGAAGAAUAUAUGCUCAUGCUCAUGAUUAUCACAUCAAUUCCAUUUCGAAUAACAGUGAUGGUGAGACUUUCAUAUCAGCUGAUGAUUUGCGGAUUAACCUUUGGAAUUUGGAAAUUAGCAACCAGAGUUUCAACAUUGUUGAUGUGAAGCCUGCAAAUAUGGAGGAUCUAACUGAGGUGAUAACAUCCGCAGAAUUCCACCCUACCCAUUGUAAUACAUUAGCAUAUAGUAGCUCUAAGGGCUCAAUACGGCUUAUUGAUUUGCGGCAAUCAGCCUUGUGCGAUAACCACUCUAAGCUGUUUGAAGAGCAUGAAGCCCCGGGUUCAAGAUCAUUUUUUACUGAGAUCAUUGCUUCAAUUUCAGAUAUUAAAUUUGGGAAGGAUGGGAGACACAUUCUGAGCCGUGAUUACAUGACUCUUAAGCUGUGGGACAUAAACAUGGACAGUGGUCCGGUUGCAACGUUCCAAGUCCAUGAAUAUUUAAGGCCUAGGCUAUGUGAUUUAUAUGAAAAUGAUUCAAUUUUCGACAAAUUUGAAUGCUGUCUUAGUGGAGAUGGACAGAGAGUAGCCACUGGUUCAUAUAGCAAUCUUUUUCGUGUAUUUGGUUGUGCUGCUGGAAGCACUGAGGCAACAACUUUGGAAGCAAGCAAAAAUCCUAUGAGGAGACAAGUUCAGACACCUUCAAGACCUGCAAGAUCUUUGACCAGUCUAACACGGGUUGUCAGAAGAGGGGGAGCUGAAAGCCCAGGACUGGAUGCGAAUGGAAACUCAUAUGACUUCUCUACCAAAUUACUCCAUUUGGCAUGGCACCCAACAGAGAACUCAAUUGCCUGUGCUGCUGCAAACAGUUUGUACAUGUAUUAUGCAUAGAUUUGAUGGGCAUGGGGAGAUGUUUCACUUGACAAGAAUUCUUUUAAUCUUUUCUUUUGGGGAGGUUACUUUUGGUGAAAGCUGUUAGCUUUACAUGCAACCAAGAAGAAUCUGGAGGAGGGUAUCAUAGGCUGAGUUACACGUGUUUCAUAUCGGGGGGCCAGAGCAGGUUGCCAGAAAAUCCAAGAGGAAGUUAAUUUGUCUUUUGUUCCCGGGAGAGCAGCCGAGUUCUGAUUCUUUUUCAGAAAAGACCCACUUAUUACCUUUCUUCUUCUUCUGGUCCCGUUAUGCGCUUGUAGCUCUUCUUCAAAGAAAACCAGGGAGGCUUUUUAAGAGGCCUGUGUCUAAGAUACCAACAAGCACCCAGCAUGAAAAUGUGGGAUUUGUAUUUGUUGUUAGGUUAUGCAUUUUGAGGCUUGUGAAUGUUGUUAUAAUUAUUAUUUUCCAUUUCUUCUGUGCUAACUAACCCUAUUCCCUUAUUUAAAGAGUUGUUAGCCUCUUGUUCUUGAGCCUUUUGAAUAAUGAAUAGCUAAUCAUUAGCUUUGCCUGUG